AUGAAUCAACGUCCAAAAACAACUGUUGCAGUUCUAGAUUUACCAUAUGUUAUGUCCGUCAACAUCUCAGAAAAUGGAGCCGUGAAUGUGGGAGAAUUCGAAGGACAUUUCCUAAAAGUGGUUUUAGAAGCCUUAGAUGUCGAUUACGAAAUUAUACCUGAGAAAGAUAAGGCAUAUGGUAAGUUGCUGCGUAAUGGAACUUGGACUGGCAUGAUGGGCAUGAUGCAAAGGGGUGAGGCAGAUUUGGCUUUCACCCACAUCACUAUGACAGAAGAACGAACGAAUGUGGUGAAUUUUAGUGUUCCUUAUAGCAUGACAGCUUGCGUCUUUGUUUCAGUUAUGCCAGAAAAAAUUAAAUCCACGUUUGGAUUUCUGCAUCCUUUUGAUCUCAAUACUUGGAUUGCUAUUCUGUUGACCUUCACUAUAAUGAUCAUUUUAUUUGGACUCUUUCAAAACAAAUAUUCACUGUUUAAGAUAUUCUUCAGGCUCUUCGCAAACUUCUCAAAACAAAAUUCGAUGCCGGUGGAUGAUUCAAUGAAAUAUAAAAUAUUGCUGGUAACUUGGCUAUUGUUUGUCACGGUGGUAACGUUCAGCUGGUCUGCAACCCUACUUUCUUUCUUAAUUGAGCCAAUAAGAGAUACUAUGGUGCGGACUUUCCGAGAACUGUCCAAAGCCGUUCAAAAAGGAACUUACAAAGCAACUUUUUAUAACAUGAGCGUACCAUUUCUACUGAAUUCAGAAGAUGAAGAUCUUAAAAUUCUCGGAGAUAUAGUUGUACGUAACGAAUGGUUUGUACAUGUUUCCAAACGGGGCACAGGUGCGUACAUUAAGUACCGAGCCGUCGAAGCAAUGCACAGAAAUGCAGCGAAAAUGCUAUUUGGAAAUCAUGAGGAUUUAUUUAUUGCCGAAGAUACGCUUUACGUUUCCCCCAUGGCAUUUGCAUACGGGGAAAAAUUCUGCUGCCCUUCUAAGUUGAAUUCGAUUAUUCUGAGAUUGUCUGAUGCAGGACUCUUUGAUAAAUUUCUCCAAGACUACUCUUUUAAGCUUUUCUUGAAGACAUCUAAUAAAUCGAAAACUGAAAAUAUUGAUUUUGCUCUUUCCAUCACUGAUUUGCUUGGAGUAUUUAUGCUUUUAGGUGUUGGUAUGCUACUUUCUUUUGUUGCAUUCAUUGGAGAAGUGCUUUAUGGAGUGAUGCAUGCAUUUCAAAAGUAA
Argiope bruennichi is the source of this 1212-nucleotide messenger RNA. RefSeq names its product glutamate receptor ionotropic, delta-1-like. NCBI's taxonomy places the organism in Eukaryota, Metazoa, Arthropoda, Arachnida, Araneae, Araneidae. Gene Ontology annotation, biological process: monoatomic ion transport. Bases 1 to 1212 code for a protein of 403 amino acids. The record is from RefSeq and is a predicted model, not a curated record. Gene Ontology annotation, molecular function: glutamate-gated receptor activity. Gene Ontology annotation, cellular component: membrane. The transcript has a single exon.